UCGUGAGUGCAAUGCGCGUUCUAUCCGUCACUCAGUGUUCUUUAUCUGUGUGUUCAGGUGCUUGUUACCUCUAAAUGGCGAUUGUGCAUAAGUUGUGCCGCUGCUGAUUAAUUUCGAGGAAAUUCUGCUGAAAUACGGAAUUGAACGGUAAAUCUACGAUUCAAAAUCGAACGCGUUUGAAGCGGAGAGCAAAAUCUGCUGCACAAGCUCCAAACAAAAAACAAACAUGUCGGUCGCUUACUCCCAGCAGCAACAAUCUCAACAGCCACCCAACCCGGGCAAUCGCGGUGGCCCCGGCGGGCCGAUGAACCGUGGCCAGGGCCCUCCGCCCAGUCCGAUGCACAUCCAGAAAAUCCUGGACGAAAACGCCGGGCUGAUCCAGACCAUCCAGGACUUUCAAAACAUGGGCAAGGCGCAUGAGUGUAUGUCGUACCAUGUGGCGUUGCACCGGAACUUGGUUUAUCUGGCCAAUCUGGCCGAUCCGCAGCAUAACAUUCAGGCGUUGCUACCGCCCCCUCAUGUGCUUCAACAUGGCAGUGGUCCUCCAAUGCACGGAGUUCCUCCGGGUGCUGCGGCCCCAGGGCCAAUGCCAGGGCACGAAGGAGAUCCGACUCAUGGGCCCCAAGCUCAAACUCCAGGGCCGAACCAAUCAGCUGCUCCUGGAGGAGCACCUCCCGGUGGACCGGAGCAGCCUCCACCAUCGGUGCCGAACGCUCAGCCACCAUCUCAACCACCAACUAGCCAGGCGCAUCCGCCGCCUCCAAAUCAACAACCGGUGGGUAGUUAUCGUGGAGGACCGCAAGCGCCUCCACCGACGUCUUCUGCCGGACAAACGGCUUCUAACCAGGGACCCCCGGUUCCGGGACAACCUGGCAGACCGGGCGUACCACCACAACAAGCCCCGAUGCCGCAGCAGAAUCAAGGUUAUCCGCCGCAACGUGGUCCUUAUCAGCAGCAUGGGCAUUAUCCUGGUUAUCCACCGCCAAACCAACCCUACCAAGGCCAACCAGGAUAUCCACCGUAUGGCCCUCCGAAUCCUGCUCAGGGCUAUCCACCUAAUGCUCCCCAAUCCUACCAUCACGGCGGAAUGCCUCCAACGACUUCCGGAUCAGGUCCACCACAAGGAUCUCCAUACCCCAGUGCUGGACCUCCCCAAGGACCUCAAGGUGGACCGCAACAGGGAAGCUAUCAACAAGGACCUCCUAACGCUCCAGCAUCACAACCGCAAAUGUAUGGUCCACCCGGACAGUAUCCGCCACAACCUGCAGGAGGGCCUCCGAUGCCUCAUGCAUAUCCAGGCUAUGGCAGUCCGAAUCCUCCAAAUGCCUAUGGUCAGCCACCUUCCGGAUAUCCACCAGCAGGCGGUCAACCAAGCUAUCCUCCACCACAACAGCAGUAUCCUUCCGGCUACCCAUCAAGUCAACCCGUUCCACAUGGUCCGCCAACGCCGUCAAUUCCAACUAGUGCUCCGAGUCAGCCAACUCCUCCAGCCAGUGUUCCAUCAACUCAGUCAAGCGGAGCUCCUACUUACACUAACCAGUCCAGUCCAGCACCCGGUCAAACGUCUUCACCCAGUCCAAGCUCAAAUGCUCCACCAGCAAGCGUCUCGCACGCCGCGAUGCCUCCAACGACUUCCACCGGAUAUGCAACGGCAGCUCCCGGAGCUCCGGGGCCAGUACCCCCACAAGCUUACACAUCUCCUCCAGCCACUGCUGGACAUCCCCCACAGGGUAGCUAUCCACAACCGCAAGCUCCACCUGGUCAGCAGCCUCCGGGUCCGCCCCAGUCGUACGGCGCUACACCACCAUCAACUCAGCAUCAGCAGCCACCCGGCAGUUAUCCCCAGGCCGCUCCCGGAGGACCCCAAGGACAAGGACCGCCGCCCGGUCCGGCACCGUAUCCUCCACAUGGCUACCACCAGCAAGCCUAUUCUCCGAUUCCGCCGCCACAGGGCCAGUACCAGCAGGCGGCUCAAGGCUACCAAUACCAGCGCCCGCCCGGUGGUCAAAUGCCUCCGCCAGGACCGCAGGGACCUCCACCGCAAGGAGCCUACGGAUACGGCUACGGACAACCGCCCCAGUAAGGAAGCUUCAGACCGCCGAUCGGCCCGAGAAUCUCAGAUCGACAACAGGGAAGCGGGCCUCUUCUCCACUCCGCUCUCAACAAGAGCCCACAUAACGAACAACAAAGGGCGCGUGCGCUGGCCACGGGCACACGGAUGAAGCUGGAUUUGAUUUUCUCCGAAGUGAGCGUAGUGAAACGUUUAUUUUUAUGAGUUUUUUUUUGUGUUUUGCUUUUUGUUUUAUCCAAGGACGACGUUGAGCGGAAAUCUCCAACUUAUGUAUUCCAAAUUGUCUAGAAGUUAGGUAAGCAAGUUUCACCUAUCGAUGAUAUUUCAUGUAGUAUGUAGUAGGAUCGUAAGCAGAUUGAUGUGUAAUGUUGGAUUCCAUUUAUGGUUAUAGCUACUUUGUGCAUGGAACAAAAAAAAUGUAUUUUGAGAAUCUAAUAAAGGCAGUUACGAAACUGA
Messenger RNA from Aedes albopictus (Asian tiger mosquito), 2527 nucleotides. RefSeq names its product basic proline-rich protein. NCBI's taxonomy places the organism in Eukaryota, Metazoa, Arthropoda, Insecta, Diptera, Culicidae. The record is from RefSeq and is a predicted model, not a curated record. The transcript has 4 exons. The coding region runs from base 227 to 2083 and encodes 618 amino acids.